Canis lupus familiaris (dog) is the source of this 1811-nucleotide messenger RNA. It is a transcript of the gene USB1, whose product is annotated as U6 snRNA biogenesis phosphodiesterase 1. Gene Ontology annotation, biological process: U6 snRNA 3'-end processing. Gene Ontology annotation, cellular component: nucleus. The record is from RefSeq and is a predicted model, not a curated record. Gene Ontology annotation, molecular function: 3'-5'-RNA exonuclease activity. NCBI's taxonomy places the organism in Eukaryota, Metazoa, Chordata, Mammalia, Carnivora, Canidae. The coding region runs from base 198 to 842 and encodes 214 amino acids. The transcript is spliced from 7 exons.
ACCUGGGCCGGCUUGAGGAGGGGACUCCCGGGCCGCCGAUCCCGCCCGGGCCUCGAGGGCAGGGGUCUCCGCGGGGCCUCGGGCGCCGGCCGCUGACCCAGGGAGGUCUGGUCGCGGAUGGCUGACAGAGCAGCGCACAGAGUGCCCAGAGCCCACUUCCCAGCCAGAGGUUGCCAGUCCCGGACAGCGUGCUGCACAUGUUCCUGGACACAGAGGAGGAGCCUGUGGAUGACCCUGAAAAGCAUGGAGGCCGGGUCCGCACCUUCCCCCAUGAGCGGGGCAACUGGGCCACCCACGUCUAUGUGCCAUAUGAAACCAGGGAGGAGUUCCUGGACCUGCUUGAUGUGUUGCUGCCCCACGCACAGACAUACGUACCCCGGCUGGUCCAGAUGGAAGCAUUCCACCUCAGCUUGUCCCAGAGUGUGGUUCUGCGGCAUCACUGGAUCCUCCCCUUUGUGCAGGCUCUGAAAGACCGCAUGGCCUCCUUCCAGCGAUUCUUCUUUACUGCCAACCGGGUAAAGAUUUAUACCAAUCAAGAGAAAACCAGGACCUUUAUUGGGCUCGAGGUCACCUCAGGGCACAACCAGUUCCUGGACCUCGUUUCGGAGGUAGACAGAGUCAUGGAGGAAUUUGACCUCACCACUUUCUACCAGGCCCCUUCAUUCCACAUCAGUCUGGCCUGGUGUGUGGAUGAUGCGCGUCUCCAGCUUGAAGGGCAGUGCCUGCAGGAACUACAGAAUAUCGUGGAUGAGUUUGAAGACUCCGAGAUGGUGCUGCGCGCCCAUGCCGAGCAGGUCCGCUGCAAGUCUGGAAACAAGUUCUUCUCGAUGCCUUUGAUGUGAGCAGCAAAGACCCUCAUCCCAAGCCAGGCAGAGAUGGAGGAACCAGCUCUAGUCCCUGGGGAGGCGCCCAGCCUCCCAUUGGAGGCCUGGUCUGGAGCACAGCCCUGACCGAGGUCCCUGGGUGCGGUUCUCACCAGGCGGUGGUUUGGGGCUGCAGGUCUCACCUGGCUGUGUGGUCAUUGUCAGGAAUCACCAGUAGAGGGCAGCCUGGGCUUCCUAGUUCCAGGUCUGUGGUCCUGCCUGGCACAGAAUAAAGUGAGGGUCACCCGGUGAGCCCACCCAGACUCAGCCAGAAUCCCCACCGUAGCCCUCCAACAAACAGCCCCUCUCUCACACCCUACCCCUCCCCCAUCAGCUGUUUGCAUUUGGAUGCCAUUGGCCUCCACGGGGUUCUUAAAACCAUCCUGCCCUGGCUCUUUGCUCACUCACACUGGACACCGUGUGCUUUAAUGGGUCUGUCCCCUCCCUUCCUGAAGCGGGUCGCUUUUAUUUAUUUAUUUUUGGUACCGCGCCCACCUCCAUGGCCAACAGAGGCCAUCUCAGAGCCAAGGUGCAGAGUCCUCAUUUGUGCUUCUGCAUCAGUUUUCCCCACCCCUGCCUCCCACUCGCCCCCAGCCAGGUGCCUGGGGAGCUGGGAGCAGAUGUUUCGUUUUGGCCUGGCUGGUGGCUCUAAGCCAGGCCUCCAACGCUCUGUGACCUCCAGCUUCUCACUUCUCAUCGGCUUUCCCAAAGAGGCAGAGAGGCGCCUUCCCCCAGUUCUCUUUCCACUGCCUCCUGCCGUGGGCUGCAGGCAUUCUGAGGGGGAGCUUAGAGGAAGGGGAGCUGCCCAGGGCUUUUAUUUUCCACCAGGCCUUCACCAGAGCCAAAGACCAGUCCUCUCAGUUGUCAUUUGCAUCUCUGGUGAUCGAGAAAGAUUUUUAUGUGCCAGUUUUCAGUUAUGUUCAAAUAAAAAUUUGUUUUAAUUUUGCA